Messenger RNA from Myotis myotis, 1491 nucleotides. Its product is annotated as cytochrome P450 3A12-like. The coding region runs from base 177 to 1304 and encodes 375 amino acids. Gene Ontology annotation, biological process: oxidative demethylation; steroid metabolic process. The record is from RefSeq and is a predicted model, not a curated record. The transcript has 10 exons. Gene Ontology annotation, molecular function: oxidoreductase activity, acting on paired donors, with incorporation or reduction of molecular oxygen; heme binding; iron ion binding. NCBI's taxonomy places the organism in Eukaryota, Metazoa, Chordata, Mammalia, Chiroptera, Vespertilionidae.
CCAGCUGCAGAAACUGGCUUGUUCAAUUUAAUCAGCUCUGUUUUUCCUGACAUAGGUUCUAUGAUGGUCGGCAGCCUGUGUUGGCAAUCACUGAUCUAGAAGUGAUCAAAACAGUCCUAGUAAAAGAAUGUUAUUCUGUCUUCACAAAUCGGCGGUCCGUUGGUCCGGUGGGAUUUAUGAAAAGUGCCAUCUCUGUAGCUGAGGAUGAAACUUGGAAGAGAAUACGAACAUUGCUGUCUCCAACCUUCACCAGUGGAAAGCUCAAGGAGAUGUUCCCCAUCAUUGGCCAGUAUGCAGAUGUGUUGGUCAGCAACCUGAGGAAGGAAGCGGAGAAAGGCAAGCCCAUCACCUUGAAAGACGUGUUUGGGGCCUACAGCAUGGAUGUGAUUACUGGCACAUCAUUUGGAGUGAACAUCGAUUCCCUGAACAACCCACAAGAUCCCUUUGUGGAAAAUAUCAAGAAGCUCUUAAAAUUUAGUUUCUUCGAUCCAUACAUUCUCUGCAUAACACUCUUUCCAUUCCUUGGCCCAGUUUUUGAAGCAUUUAAUAUUACUCUGUUUCCAAGAAGUGUGACUGAUUUUUUCAAAAAAUCUGUAAAAAGAAUGAAAGAAAAUCGCCUCCAAGAUAAACAAAAGCACCGAGUGGAUUUUCUUCAGCUGAUGAUUAACUCUCAGAAUUCCAAAGAAACAGACUCCCAUAAAGCUAUGACCGAUCUGGAGCUUGUUGCCCAAUCUAUUAUCUUUAUUUUUGCUGGCUAUGAAACCACUAGCACUUCCCUUUCCUUCUUUAUGUAUCUUAUGGCCAUUCACCCUGAUGUGCAGCAGAAACUGCAAGAGGAGAUUGAGGUAACAUUUCCCAAUAAGGCAACUCCCACGUAUGAUGCCCUGGCACAGAUGGAGUAUCUUGACAUGGUGAUGAAUGAAAACCUCAGAUUAUACCCAAUUGCUGGUAGACUUGAGCGGGUCUGUAAGAAGGAUGUGGAAAUCAAUGGGGUGUUCAUUCCCAAAGGGACAGUGGUGAUGGUGCCAAGUUUUAUUCUUCACCGAGACUCUACGUACUGGCCAGACCCUGAGGAGUUCCGUCCUGAAAGGUUCAGUAAGAAGAACCAGGACAGUAUAAAUCCUUACACAUACAUGCCCUUUGGAAGUGGACCCAGAAACUGCAUCGGAAUGAGGUUUGCUAUCAUGAACAUGAAACUUGCUAUCGUCAGAGUUCUGCAGAACUUCUCCUUCAAACCUUGCAAAGAAACACAGUGUUUAAUGAAAUGGUUCUCAUAUGCUGUUAACAUUUGCAGAUCCCUCUGAAAAUAGAGUCUCAAGGACUUACUCAGCCACAAAAACCCAUUGUUCUAAUGGCGGAGUUGAGAGAUGGGACUAUAAAUGGAGCCUGACAUUCCUUAAGGACUUACACAUUGUUCUUCAAUGAAGUUGUAUUCCUUGACCCCAGAGAUCUCUAUGUACUUUGUGAAUAAAACCCAAAAAUGAAGAUGAA